Messenger RNA from Triplophysa rosa, 5101 nucleotides. Its product is annotated as NACHT, LRR and PYD domains-containing protein 3-like. The transcript is spliced from 11 exons. The record is from RefSeq and is a predicted model, not a curated record. Gene Ontology annotation, molecular function: protein binding. The coding region runs from base 406 to 4095 and encodes 1229 amino acids. Lineage: Eukaryota; Metazoa; Chordata; Actinopteri; Cypriniformes; Nemacheilidae.
AACGCAUUGCAUUAUAAUACAUGUGGAUUAUUUGUCGUGCUACAUUGAAUCGUAACUCGACUAUUUUGUGGAAUUCAAUGGGAAUGUGGGAAAUGAGAAAUACUCAAACUGUUGAACAUGCGGAUGCGGCCGCUCAGUAUUUUCUGCCUGCUUUAUGUAGUUUAGGAUGAAUAAAUGUUUCACUACGGAUUGUUCAUAAAAAAAGAAUAAAAAGAAGGUCAAACGUAGCGUUCAGAUCGUUUAUUCGCCCAUAAAUCUCAUCAGGGAUACAGAAACGAUGUUGCACUCUGUAGAAGAAAUGGGCACAAAUGUGACAGCAGGUCGAAUCCACCAUCAGCCUGUCACACCGCAUUGAUCCGACACACUGCUGGAUGGCACAGCUGAAACUCAAUUCCUAAUGAAAACAUGGAGGAACGUCCAGAGCGUCUGUGUGAUUCUCUAUCUCAUACAGCUUCUGUGGUGGCCAGUAACGGUGCCGUCGCUAACGUUCCUCAGAUGGUUGGUUGUCAGGUGACAGGAUCGGUCAACAUCAACAUCACAACACACGUGAACGCUUCAGCAGUGAACAGCGAGCAGUCUCAACAUGCAGAUUCAUCCAGAGUCCAACUCAGUGAGAGACUGAAAAUCAGUUUGAAGAAGAAGUUUGAGAGAAUACAUGAAGGUCUUGCCAAAAGAGGAAACCAGACUCUCCUGAACAGAAUUUACACACAACUUUACAUCACAGAGGGAGAAAGAGACACGGUGAACACUGAGCAUGAGGUCUGGCAGAUUGAUAACGUCAUGAAGAAACAACAUGACAGAGAAAACCCCAUCAACUGUAAUGACAUCUUCAAACCGUUAAGUGACCAAACCGGUCAUAUAAAAACAGUUCUUACUAAAGGCAUCGCUGGAAUUGGAAAAACAGUCUCUGUGCACAAGUUCAUUCUGGAUUGGGCCGAGGGAACAGCCAAUCAGGACGUAGAUUUCAUGUUCCUGCUUCCGUUUCGAGAGCUGAACUUGAUUGGAGAGCAUCGCUACAGUCUUCACAAACUUCUGCUGGACUUUCAUCCUGAACUUCAAGAUGUUGAAAACGAGAAGAUUUAUGACAAAAGUCAAGUUGUGUUUAUAUUCGACGGGCUGGACGAAAGUCAACUCAACCUGGAUUUUGAUCGUACCAGAGUCUGUGAUGUCAUUAAAACAGCCAAAGUGAACGAUCUGAUCGUCAAUCUCAUAAAAGGAAAUCUUCUUCCGUCCGCUCAGUUGUGGAUCACCUCCAGACCAGCCUCCGAGGACAAGAUUCCAGCAGAAUACAUCACGCGUGUGACAGAAAUCCAGGGAUUCGACGACGCUCAGAAGGAGGAAUAUUUCAGGAAGAGAAUCAGCGACGAGCAUCAAGCCAGCAGAAUCAUAUCCCACAUUAGAAGAGCGAGAAGCCUCCACAUCAUGUGUCACAUACCGGUCUUCUGUUGGAUCACUGCAACCGUUUUACAGAAAGUGCUGGAAACAGAACGUGAACAGAUCUCUUCCUCUCUGACUGAGAUGUACACACGCUUCCUUCUCAUCCAGAUCAAUGAAAAUAAGAGAAAAUACCUGACUGGAAUCAAACGAGAUGAUGUACGCAACCUGCACAACUCGGAUGUGGAGACUGUCCUCAAUCUUGGGCGUCUGGCCUUUGAAAACCUGUUGAAGAGCAAUCUUGUGUUCAGUAAGGAAGAGCUGAGGACGUUUGGCUUUGAUGUAAAUGAGCCGUCCGUGUGGUCGGGUGUCUGCACGCAGAUACUCACAGAGGAAGAUCCCAUGUUCUCAGAGAGCAAAUACAGCUUUGUGCACCUCAGCUUUCAAGAAUAUCUGGCGGCGCUCUUUGUGUUUCACUCAUAUGUUGUGAAGAAAGUCAAUCUACUGAAGAAGAAAGCUCCUCGAAGAAUGAGUUUUUAUGAUGACUAUUACGAUGAGUAUGAUCUACCUGGACAUGAAGACCAACAGACAGCUUCUGUGAAAGAGGAAAGCUUGCAUGACUUCCAGAGAUGUGCCGUCGACGUAGCUCUGAAGAGCACCAGCGGACAUCUGGAUCUCUUCCUGCGCUUCCUUCUCGGCAUCUCCUACGACCACUGUCAACCAAUGCUAAAGUCCUUUCAGAUAAAGGUGGACAGAGUUCAGCUCGAUAAUCAGAAGACAACAGAGUACAUCAGGACGAAGCUCAAAGAGGAAGACGAUCGUAAGACUCCGUCUGCAGAGCGAUGCAUUAACCUUCUCUUCUGUCUGAUGGAGCUCGGCGAUCACUCCAUGAUAGAAGAGAUUCAGAGGUUCCACAUGUCUGAGGUACAGAGGGGACAGAAACUGACAGCUGCCCAAUGUUCCACUCUGGCCUACAUAAUACAGAUGUCAGACGAUGUUCUGGAAGAACUGGACCUCAGUAAAUACAAGACAACAGACGAGGGCAGACAGAGACUGGUACCAGCAGUGAGGAACUGCAGAAAGGCAAUAUUAUCAGCGUGCACACUCACACAGAAAUGCUGUGAGAUCAUCACCUCUGCUCUUCUAAAGCCUCAGAACUCAGUACUGGAAGAGUUGGACAUCAGUUGGCAGUGUCUGCGUGACCUUUCACCUCUCUAUCGUGGACUGGACAGUCCCUACUGUAGACUACGGUCUCUAGACUUCAGUCAUACCAACCUGGAGAAAAGAGGGACAGAUCUUCUUCACGCCGCUCUGUUUGGACCUCAGAUUCAACUGCAGACACUAAGAGUGUUUUCGUGCGGCCUCACAGACGACUGCACCAAUACUCUGGCGUUAGCCCUCGAGUCGUCUGAAUCCAGACUGACGGAGCUCAAUGUUGGCUACAAUAACUUCACUUCAGCUGGAGCCGAGCGAAUCCUUCGAGCUCUCUUGAGUCCCAGCUGUGAGCUGAUGAAACUCUGUCUGUCCGGCUGUCAGGUUAGUGUGGAAUCCUGCAAGCUUCUGUCUUCGGCUCUGGAAGACUCAUUCCUGAUGGAUCUGGAUCUGAGCAGCAGCUGCAUUGGAGAUGCAGGACUGAAGCAGCUCUGCGCUGGAUUAUCGAGUCCUCGCUGUCAGAUGCAGAUACUGAGGCUCAGAGACUGUGCGCUCUCAGGAUCCCCGUGUCUGUAUCUGGCAGUAGCACUGAGCUGCUUCUCUGUCCUGAGAGAGCUUGAUCUGAGUAACAAUGACCUGAGGGAUUCAGGAGUGAAGCUGAUCUCUGCUGGUCUACAAAACAGUAUCCUCAGAUGCUUGGGGUUAUCAGGUUGUAUGGUGACAGAUGAAGGAUGUUGUUGUUUGGCUUCAGCUCUGAGUUCAAACCCGUCACACCUGACAGAACUCGACCUGAGCUACAAUCAUCCAGGACAUCUAGGCGUUCAACAGCUCUCUGAUAGACGUGAUGAUACACACUGUGCUCUGGAGAUACUCAGACUGGAUUAUGGUGGACCUCUUCGAAUCAUACGGGGUCUCUGGAAAUACUACCAAGAGCUCACACUGGACCCAAUGACGACGGACUCAGCUCUGACGAUGUCCAGCGACAAUAAAGGAGUUGCUCGAUUACCUGAGGGCCAUUUUCUGUCUGACGACUCUGAGUCUGAGAAAGUAAACUCCUGGCGUAUAGCGCUCUGCAGAGAAAUGCUGUCAGGCGGACGCUUCUACUGGCAGGUGGACUGGAAAGGCUUUGUUGUUACUAUAGGAGUGAAAUUCAAGACAAAAAUCAAGAGCUUUGCUCAAAAGGUUCUACACCUUUGCUGCAGCAGCGUCCAAUACGUCGCCAUGCACGAAGACAAGUCCAAGACUAGAUCGAUUGCAGCCGGUGUUAUGCCCAAGAGCAGGACAGUCGGAGUGUUUCUGGACUGCGCAGGAGGAACGCUCUCCUUCUACAGCAUCCUCCCUCAUGGUCCAGUUCACCUUCACACGUUUCACACAGCAUUCAGUGAUCCGGUGUCACCCUGCUUCCGCUUCAGUCCCACAGAUCUGGAAAUCCAACCCUCGUGGGUGAUCAUUCACACGCUAGUGCCGAGUUCUGUCGUACACACGCACAUGUUACUGAUGCCCAAAGUGAUAGAAGCAUUUGAAUGUCUGUCCUUUGACCCAAUCUCCUGUGGCUCAGCAUGGCGCUAGCAAUGCCAAAGUCAUGGUUUCGAUCCCAGGGAUGGCACAUACUCAGAAACAGUCACUUUGGAUAAAAGCGUCAGCCAAAUGCGUAAAUGAAAUGUAAAUGUAAACUGUCAAAGCAUUCCAAUUAAUAUAAAUCAAAGUGCAGCUGCUUUGUUUUGAUUUAAGCUAUGAUAACUAAAAAAGUACAGCUAACUAACACAAAAACAUGAUAACAUAAUAAAUUGAGUUUUAAAACUCAAUGUUAAUGAGUUUUUAAAAAGCUUUUAUAAUUAAAAUACCUGUUGAUUGCACAUGUAACUGUUGUAUACUUUUUUGUUCCUGGAAUGACCUUAAAAAGUCCAGUUUGCUUAACGUUGUUGGAACGUUCUUUUAUGGUUAGCGUAAUGUUCCUAUAACGUUAUUGCAACCAAAAAUGUAUUGAAAAUAUAACGUUCUAAGAACGUUUAUUUGUAACAUUAGAAGAACGUUAAAAAGUCCAGUUUGCUUAACGUUGUUGGAACGUUCUUUUAUGGUUAGCUCUUCUAAUGUUACAAAUAAACGUUCUUAGAACGUUGGAUUUUCAAUACAUUUUUGGUUGCAAGAACGUUAUAGGAACAUUUUGCUAACCAUUAAAGAACGUUCCAGCAACAUUAAGCAAACUGGACAUUUUUACGUUUUUGGAACAUUUUAAAUAACGUUCCUACAACCAAAACAGAACAUUUGGAAAACGUUCUCAGAACAUAAUUUUGUUAGCUGGGGUUUGUAUCUUGAUAACAUUUAGCUAUUAGCAAUGAAAUCAUGUUGCUGAUAACGCAAUGUAAACCUUGACUUGAUCUACUUUAGAUGGGCGGUGAUGUCAUGCUGUAAACACCAAUGAGAGUAAAGAGUUGAGAUGGCGUAAUGCGUCUCCCGCUAGACACUAUCCUGGUCAAGUUAGUUUCACUUUUCAUGUCGCCGUUGUAUCAUUUCUGACUCAUACAUGUUUCUCUGUACUUGUUUGUAUUCUGCAAUAAAACAUAAAAUACUUUUA